Neltuma alba is the source of this 2100-nucleotide messenger RNA. Its product is annotated as glutamyl-tRNA(Gln) amidotransferase subunit A, chloroplastic/mitochondrial. The record is from RefSeq and is a predicted model, not a curated record. Gene Ontology annotation, cellular component: glutamyl-tRNA(Gln) amidotransferase complex. The coding region runs from base 40 to 1689 and encodes 549 amino acids. The transcript is spliced from 10 exons. NCBI's taxonomy places the organism in Eukaryota, Viridiplantae, Streptophyta, Magnoliopsida, Fabales, Fabaceae. Gene Ontology annotation, molecular function: glutaminyl-tRNA synthase (glutamine-hydrolyzing) activity. Gene Ontology annotation, biological process: translation.
CGGCCACUGGUUCUUCGCUUCUGUGGGUGUCUCUGCAAAAUGCUAUCCGCACUACAGUCUCCUCGCUCCCUCUCUCGCUUCCCGCUCUUCCAUUCUUCAAAGCCCUUCCUCUUCCAUUCUUCUUCUCAUGCUCUCUCCUAUGCUUCCCGCACCGACCAAUCCACCACCACCACGUCUUCUUCGACCUCCUCACCCCCACAAUCCCAAAUACUCACCACGCGCCACUCCCUCCUCUCCCGCCAGCUCACCGCCACCGAGGUCGCUGAGUCAUAUCUAGCUCGCCUCCGACUCACUGAGCCCCAACUCAAUUCCUUCCUCCACGUGUCCGAUUCGGUUCUCCGAGAAGCUCAGGACUUGGAUAGGAGAAUCGCGAACAAUGAGGAAGUUGGCCCCUUGGCUGGAGUGCUUGUCGGGGUUAAGGAUAAUCUUUGUACGUCGGAUUUGCCUUCCACUGGUGGGUCCCGCAUUCUCGAGGGGUACCAGCCACCGUUCGAUGCUACGGCGGUGAAGAGAGUGAAGGAGCUGGGAGGGAUUGUCGUCGGAAAAACCAAUAUGGAUGAGUUCGGUAUGGGCAGCACCACCGAAGGCUCUGCGUUUCAGGUGACUGCCAACCCAUGGGAUAUCUCUAGGGUGCCGGGAGGAUCAUCCGGAGGCUCAGCAGCUGCUGUUUCUGCCAGGCAGUGCAUGGUAUCACUGGGAAGUGAUACCGGUGGAAGUGUGAGGCAGCCAGCAUCAUUUUGUGGAGUUGUAGGAUUGAAGCCAACAUAUGGACGUGUCUCACGAUUUGGACUUAUGGCAUAUGCAUCAUCACUUGAUGUGGUUGGCUGCUUUGGUUCCUCAGUUGCGGAUGCUGGGAUUCUCCUUCAUGCAAUUUCUGGUCAUGAUCGGUUUGAUGCUACUACAAGUAAGCAAGAUGUACCCGAUUUUGCAUCUCAUUUUGCCCCAGCAAGUUCCUUGGAAAGUAAGCCCUUGAAGGGACUGAGAAUUGGACUGAUACGUGAAACUGUUGAAGACGGGGUUGAGAGUGGAGUAGUUUCUGCAAUUCGUGCUGCUGCUUUGCAUUUUGAGGAAUUAGGAUGCUCUGUUAAUGAGGUCUCACUGCCAUCCUUUUCCCUUGGGUUGGCAGCCUACUACAUCCUUGCCUCAUCAGAAUCUUCUUCCAACUUGUCUCGCUAUGAUGGUAUUAGAUAUGGAAAACAAGUUUUUGCUGAUGAGCUGAGCUCUCUUUAUGGAGAUUCCCGUGCUGAAGGUUUUGGUUCUGAGGUCAAAAUGAGAAUUUUGAUGGGAACAUAUGCCCUUUCAGCUGGAUAUUAUGAUGCAUAUUACAAGCGUGCACAGCAGGUCAGGACCAUAAUUAGGAAUAGCUUCAAGGAGGCAUUAAACCAAAAUGAUGUCUUAAUUUCACCUGCAGCUCCGUCACCUGCUUAUAAGAUUGGGGAAAAGAAAAAUGAUCCUUUGGCAAUGUAUGCUGGUGACAUAAUGACUGUAAAUGUUAACCUAGCUGGACUACCGGCCCUGGUUUUGCCAUGUGGAUUUGUUGAGGGGGGAAGUGCAGGCCUUCCUGUUGGUCUGCAAAUGAUAGGAUCGGCAUUUUGUGAGGGAGAGCUGCUGAGAGUGGGACACAUCUUUGAGCAAACUCUUGAAAAUUGUAACUUUGUUCCACCAAUCGUAGCUGAUAACUCUGCAUAACGGAGUACAAAAGAUCAUUGUACUUUUGACAAUCUUGAAUUAUUUCAUUGAUUUCUAGACAAAGCAGCGGCUUCCAGAGAUUUUUCCAUACUGGUGAACAUGAAAUUAUAAAUCUUGAGGAAGAACUGGUUCGAACACGAUACCAGAUGUUUCUGUCACAUGACUGGAAAUGGAUGAUUGAGUGCUGGAAUGACUGAACAGUUGAAUUGGAUUUGUUAAUUGUCCACGACAUUCUGAGAAGUUAUUUGACUAGAGCAGGAGGUUCCGCUUGCAUUGUCUGUAUUUGGUAAGCAGUAUUUCAUUUAAUAUUUUGGUUGGAUCAGUUGGAUUCUUAUGUAUUUAAUGAUAAAGUGUACUCCCUGCGUUUCUCAUUUUAAGAUUCAAUUUUUUGAAUAGGUUUGGCCCUUUUUA